AUGACAGCGGUGGAUGUGGUGCCCACUGCCCUGGAUGUGGUGCCCACUGCCCUGGAUGUGGUGCCCACUGCCCUGGAUGUGGUGCCCACUGCCCUGGAUGUGGUGCCCACUGCCCUGGAUGUGGUGCCCACUGCCCUGGAUGUGGUGCCCACUGCCCUGGAUGUGGUGCCCACUGCCCUGGAUGUGGUGCCCACUGCCCUGGAUGUGGUGCCCACUGCCCUGGAUGUGGUGCCCACUGCCCUGGAUGUGGUGCCCACUGCCCUGGAUGUGGUGCCCACUGCCCUGGAUGUGGUGCCCACUGCCCUGGAUGAAUAG
Molecule: messenger RNA, 315 nt
Organism: Closterium sp. Naga37s-1
Lineage: Eukaryota; Viridiplantae; Streptophyta; Zygnematophyceae; Desmidiales; Closteriaceae
Source: the annotation of a GenBank genome assembly